AUGAAUCCCAAAGACGUUCUAAUGAAGGCCGUUCAUUGUGAGCGUGACAAACGUUUGCUACAAUCGCAACACUACUAUCAACUGGGCCUUGAACUGUUAAGGGAAUUUCUUCACAUCGAAAGAAAUUCAAAGAUUGCAAAACGAUAUUACGAACACAUUGGCCAAUAUAUUCAACGAUCCAAAAAAGUAGACCGUCAAAUAGCUCAACUUUUAAAAACUGGAGAAUUUUUAGAAUCGAUUCGUAUACACGAAAAUUCUGAAGGUCAUAGCUAUGAAACAAUGAUUGGAAAAUAUUUCGAUGGCGAAGUUAAUGAAAUCUAUUUAGAAGAACCAUAUUUCCAGCAACUUUAUCAAUUGGAAAAUUUCAUAAUAUUUUUAGAAAUGGCUGUCAAAAAGUGUCCCCGAUUGAAAUUCAUAAAAUUGGUUACGAAUCGUGUACGAUACGAUAGUUAUUUUCGAGAUCUACAAACGAAUUUACGUGAAAGAGGUAUUGAACUCGUUGUUGAUCGGGAUCAGCAUCUGCACGAUCGAAAGGUAGCGUUAAAUACGGGUAUUGUUAUAAAGAUUGGUCGCGGUUUACAUAUUUUCAAGGCGGCCAAUUCACCCUUCUCAUUGGGUAUAAUGGAUUAUGAUUUUCGUCGCUGUUUAAAAACUGAUGUCGAUAUAUGGCGUUCAGCAGCAAAGGCGUGA
This is a messenger RNA of Musca vetustissima, 690 nucleotides long. Its product is annotated as MIT domain-containing protein 1-like. Bases 1 to 690 code for a protein of 229 amino acids. The transcript has a single exon. The record is from RefSeq and is a predicted model, not a curated record. NCBI's taxonomy places the organism in Eukaryota, Metazoa, Arthropoda, Insecta, Diptera, Muscidae.